AUGAGUUUCGUGCCGAUAAACCCGCGCCCGUUCCUCCAGGACCUGGUGAACCGCGACGUGAUUGUGCGGCUCAAGUGGAACGAGACCGAGUACAAGGGCCGCCUGGUCAGCAUCGACAGCUACAUGAACGUGCAAUUGAGCAACACGGAGGAGUUCAUCAGCCAGAAGCCCAUGGGCCUGCUGGGGCAGGUCUUGAUACGAUGCAACAACGUGCUCUGGAUCACUGCGGCGGACAAGGGCGACGGCGGCGGUGACAGCAAGAUGGAGGAUUGA
This is a messenger RNA of Lasiosphaeria miniovina, 273 nucleotides long. RefSeq lists its product as uncharacterized. The transcript has 3 exons. Bases 1 to 273 code for a protein of 90 amino acids. Gene Ontology annotation, molecular function: RNA binding. The record is from RefSeq and is a predicted model, not a curated record. Gene Ontology annotation, biological process: mRNA splicing, via spliceosome; spliceosomal snRNP assembly. Gene Ontology annotation, cellular component: catalytic step 2 spliceosome; U1 snRNP; pICln-Sm protein complex. Lineage: Eukaryota; Fungi; Ascomycota; Sordariomycetes; Sordariales; Lasiosphaeriaceae.